GGCGGCUAGGGGUCAUCUGAGGCCCUGAGCCCAGCCAGCUCCCUCCCUCUGAUGGGCUGGACUUCUGGAGGGAGGCUGGGGGAAACAUUUACAUUUACAGGUCUUUCCUGCCUUCGCUGGAAGCCUGACUAACCAGCUCCUCCGGGGCCCAAGGUGCUGGGGGUGGGGUGCAGCGGGAGGCAGCCAGACCGGCCCCUGCGCUCGCUCCCGGGUGCUCCGGGUGCUGUGCUGGCUGUCAUGGGGCUCCUCCAGAGGCAGCCUCGCCCUUGGCUGCUGCUCCUCCUGGUGCUGAGCUGGCUCCAAUCCAGCCUGAGCCUGGAACUGAUCCCCUACAAGCCGCAGGUAGCAGCCUGGGACCUGGAAGGGAAGGUCACAGCCACCACGUUCUCCCUGGAGCAGCCGCGCUGUGUUUUUGAUGGGCAUGCCAGCACCGUGGACACCAUCUGGCUGGUGGUGGCCUUCAGCCACGCCUCCAGGGAUUUCCAGAACCCGCAGACCCUAGCGGAGAUCCCCGACUCCUCACGACUGCUAACCCAUGGCCACUACAUGACGUUGCCCCUGUCCCUGGACCAGCUGCCCUGUGAGGAUUCAGUGGGUGUCCGUGGAGGUGUCCCCCUGCUGCGGGUGGGCAAUGACUUCGGCUGCCGACAGCAGCCCUACUGCAACGUCCCGCUCCCUGGCCCUGGCCCCUACAGGGAAGGCCCCAAGCUCCAUCGACACGUGGCCUGGGCGGCGGAGUGGCUGUAUGAUCGUAAUUGCCUCCAUCCUCUCUGCCCUGACGGGCCUCCUGCUCCUGGCCUUCCUAGCAGCCUCUACCAUGCGUUUCUCCAGCCUGUGGUGGCCCGAGGAGGCGCCCGAGCAGCUGCGAAUCGGCUCUUUCAUGGGGAAGCGCUACAUGACCCACCACAUCCCGCCCAGCGAGGCUGCCACGCUGCCUGUGGGUUGCGAGCCUGGCCUGGACCCCCUCCCCAGCCUCGGCCUGUAGCCUGGGGCUGGGCCUGGGCUGUGGUGGGCAGGGGACAAAUGCAGGGAGCUCAUUCCACACCCCCGUAUCUGCAGGCCUCUCCCCGCACACGCGCCCCUGUGGGAAAUCCCAGCUCUAGCUGCCCCAGGCAUAUGUAGGUGCUUAGGAGGGGCCGUGGUCACAGCCUGACUGUGAGCGAGGCUGGAGGCAGGUGGACUGGCAGCCUGACCCACAGCUUGCAGACGCCAGGGGCCAACCUGCUGAGGGCCUUGCUCUGCCCUGGGUAGGGCAUGGGCUGGGUUCAUCCCAGGGCAUAUGAAGCCCUGGUCACCCUCUGUACACAUAUCAGCUGUGGCUGGGACGCAGCCUUCAGAGGUAUCUCUGCUGUCUCUGGACACUGGCUGUUUCUGAGGGUGGGAGUCACCUGCCAGAAGGUCAGACAGCAAGGAUGGACAUUAUGACUAGCCAGCUACAGAUUCCGGCCACCCCUCCAAACCCUUUUGCCCCCACAAUGGCUCAUGCACUCAUCCACUCACCCCACAUCCUUUAUUGAGCAUCUGCUGUAUGUGACGCAGUGUUGACAUGGGGACCCAGGCGGAGCAGAUCCUGAUCUCAGGGAUCUCCCUGCUCUGAACCUCAGGCCACCGCGUGUCCAGAGGUGACCUGUUACUCUUGUGGGGUGUCACGCCCUUCAGCCUUCACUUGCUCUCGAGCUCACACACAUCCUCAAUCACCCUAGUGGAUCCUCUGGGGUACUGAAGGCCCAUCAGGAGAAAGGUAGCACUGCAGACGCCCAAGUUUCCGCCCGCAGGGCUAGGGGUUCCCGCCAUCGCCACACGGGGGCGCCGGUGCGUCGUGGCCAGGUAGCCACAGGGUCUGCGCGCAUGCGUACUUCUGUUCACACCCGCUUAAGCGAUCUGUGGUCCUGUGGGUUCCCGGCCUCAACCGGCCAAGCCAGAGAACUUGCGGGCAUAGUUCCGCGGUCGCCUGAGCGCCUACUCUGCAGGCCGAAGUCCACCCGGCCGCAGCGAUUUCCUCAAGGGAGAUGCUGAGGCUCGGUGACAUUCUGUCCAGCGCUGCACACCGCCCUGUGUCCCCUGGGCUGCGCUCUCGGGCCCUGCCUGACCGAGGCUCCCAGCACAAAGGCCCUUGCCCGCCCCCUUUGGAGGUGAAUAAAUGUGGCCUGACUUCUCCAUGACUGGAGUGACCCCUGUGCCGGCAAUGGGACAGAAGCAUGUGGCCCCGGCUCCCCGAGGACGUCCCUUGGGUUGUCCUAUCUCUGAGGCCAGAGAACCCCGUGAGCAUUUCAGGGCCGGGCAGCAGCAGCGCAUGCUGGGUUUGCGAAUCCACCCAGCCGUGUUCCCGCCAGGCUCACCCUCCCAUGGAAAAUCUUCGCUUGGAAGUGGGUGAAUCCCUCAUCUCCGAGGUCUGUCCCCCAUGCUUCCUGCGCCCCACCAACCACAGACCUCCGGGUUUAGACAGAAGCAGUGUCCUCCGCUGCCCUGGCGGCCUGGGAGGCAUCUGGCCAUGGAGCCAGCCCCUUCGGGAGACUACUUUGGAAACCCGGCUGCUGAGGAACCUCCUGGGAGAGGAUUCAAGGCCUCCCUGUCCCCAGCCAGCUGUCUCACCCACACUGGUCCUGGAAGGCAGGACAGGGAAGAAGACCAGCUGCUGGCAUUUGCCAAGUGAAAAGAUAAGCGAAGCCUCCCAGGGCUAAGGGUCAGCUGGGAGCAAGAAUAGCCAGACCUUGUGCACCUGGGGCCUCCUGUGCCAGCCUCUGUGGAUCCCAGGUGCGGCCCAUGGCUUCCCCAGUGGGCUCAUGGCCAUCCCUUCCUGCAGCCUCCCAGACCCUUCAAGGAGCUAUUGUCAACCGCUCUGGCUUAACCACGGACACUACCCCAUGCCAAACAGACAUGGCAACAGCAUGGGGUGAGGACUGAAGGACAGCCCAGGGAAUCCAGGGGGAUACUGGCCUCAGCUGAGGGUCAAGGGGGCUUCCUUGGGGUCACUUCCAAGCUGAGUUUUGAAGGGCAAAUGGAAGUUAGUGGAGUAGAGAGGAAAAGCACGGGGAGGAGAGAGCCACUGGGAGAGGCCAGCUGUCCACCAGGCGGUGGCGUGGAUGGUGUGGGGCGGGGGUGGCAAAAGAGACUGAAGGACAGAAAGACACAGGCCUGAACCCGUAGGUGAAGGGGGCCGGAAAGGAAGGGGUGGAUCCCAGAAAUACUCAGGUGACUGUGAGGAUCAAGGAGUGAGGUGGGGAAGGAGGCCGGGCUGGGGUUCUGUUGAGGGGAAAGGCAUGAGCACAAAGCUGAACCCCAUAUGCUCCGGGAUGUGGUCACACCACCCCGGCAGACCGCGGAGAAAGGGGCUCUGGGGACACCAUCCUGACAGCUGGGGGUCCCACAAGGACAUUAGUAAAUUGCUGAUAUUUUGCAAAGCCAGAAGCCAACCUUACCACAGCUGGAGGCCACCCUGGGAGGCCGCUUGACCCCACUGUUCGGACCCUGGCUGUUCCCACCACCACACCAAGGCAUCACAGAAUCCCGGACCAGUGCCCACAGGCCCUGCCACCCUGGGCCCCAGGGAGCUGGGCCAGGGCCUCCUGCCCCAGAGUCACGUACAAGAGGACCUGAGCCCAGCCCUGGCCAGCUUGGGACAGCCUUGGGCAAAACACAGAGAGCAGGCCAUGGCAUUUUCAAGAGCCCUUUAGUAAGUGGCGUAAAUGUCCCCAGGACUGUAUUUGAGGAAGCAGCCCUGUCCCUGUGAAGCCCUUUGGGAGAGUUAAUGGCUCAAUGGUUAAAAACAAGAGCAGGUGAUGGGAGUGACUGGCAGAUGACUCAUCAGGCCCCAGAUCGAGAGUCAGGACAGGCAGGCAGGGACAGGCCCCCUGGGACACCUCCCUCUCUCCCUCUGCUGUCACCCCACCUCUGCUGUCUCCACCAUCUGUUUCCCUUGUCCCUACAACCCCGGGCCAACCGGCUGCCCUCAUGCUGCCAUCCCCACUUCCACUCCUGACCCCCACACCCAUUCCCCUCCCAGAAUCCAGGGAGGCCAUGUUACAAGCUGACUUUGCUCGUGACUUUCAGGGACUUCCUGCUGCAUGCACAGUCUAGGUUGGUCAUCUCAGGUUCAAGGGUCCCAGGUCCCAUCCCUUGCUCCCUGUAUAUCAGACAUACAGACCCUUGUUUAGCCUCUAGUGCCACAGGACCUUUGCACAUAUUUCCCUCUCUUUGUAAAACACUCCCACUUCAUGCUGUAUCCUCUGGUCCAUUCCUCAGCUCCACUCCA
Sciurus carolinensis (gray squirrel) is the source of this 4252-nucleotide messenger RNA. RefSeq names its product uroplakin 3B (gene Upk3b). The transcript is spliced from 5 exons. Bases 238 to 1122 code for a protein of 294 amino acids. NCBI's taxonomy places the organism in Eukaryota, Metazoa, Chordata, Mammalia, Rodentia, Sciuridae. The record is from RefSeq and is a predicted model, not a curated record.